Molecule: messenger RNA, 2047 nt
Organism: Varroa destructor (honeybee mite)
Lineage: Eukaryota; Metazoa; Arthropoda; Arachnida; Mesostigmata; Varroidae
Product: lipid droplet-regulating VLDL assembly factor AUP1 homolog
Biological process (GO): ERAD pathway
Cellular component (GO): endoplasmic reticulum
Molecular function (GO): lysophosphatidic acid acyltransferase activity; ubiquitin binding
Source: RefSeq, a predicted model, not a curated record
AUCGCAGGACAGCUGAGCUUUGUUUAGUUGUGGUGUUACUCUCUCUUUGAUAUCUGCUACCAAUGAAAACUGUGUUAUUCGACUACUAUUUAUUAUGAAGUGUUAUGAUCGCUGAGUUACUUUGCCGACAAUGGAGGUAAUAAUAAACGCGACAACGUCGAUGCAAUCCGGCACAGCUCUCUGAUCCUACACGAUCGUAUUGAGUAACAGUGUCUGUCGGGGCGUCUGUGUCUACCGCAUUGACCCACUGACGAUAGCAGCGUAACCUUCGAACAGGCAGCAAACCAAGCAAAAGCUGACCAAACGCGGUUCCUGGGACUGCUAUUAACGAUGGCACAGCAACAGCAGCUCAACAUAGACAACAAAACAGCUGAACUAAUCUGAAUUGAAUUCAGUAGGCACGUUGAGUAAUUCUAGCUAGCAGCAACAAAUAUCUGUUAAUAUCUGCCCUGCAACAGUCAAAGGCUGCCCGCUCCUAUACGGUUGACGAAUGUUAGGUUACAGCAAGACAAUGCAUGAUUGUAGCUCUGUGAGCCAUUGGAUCAACUAGGGACGAGAAGAAUACUUAGCUGACAUGUCAGGACAACCGUGGUGAUAAUAGUGCCGUCCUGUCUGAAGGAAAAGCUACACAAAAAGUGGUACUUCACAAAGGAGGUCGAGAUGUCUAGCGCAGCGGGCCCGUCGACUUCUGGCGGCUCGCAGGAGGCAGGGAGUUCACGAAGCUCAAGGAAUUCGCAGAGUGGCUCAUCUGAGCUGGCAGCGCCCCCGCCACCUCCACUCGAAUCGUUAUUUGCCGCGUCUCGCACCUCCAGUCAAGUAGCAUUGCUAUGUUUGUAUUUCCCGAUCGGGAUUAUCCUUGCACUAUUAAGAUUCUUCAUUUGCUUACACGCCUUCCUUGUGACGUUGAUGUUGCCAAAAACUUCUAAGGUUCGAUGUUGCGUGGUACGCGUGAUGUGUACCGUACUGGGGCUGGUGGUGGUAGAGGAAGACAAAAAUCGGGAUCCUGACGUAAAAGUGUUCGUCGCAAAUCAUGUUUCUAUCGUUGAUCAUUGGCUACUCGACGUUCUCACGCCCUGUGUUUUGCCAUCUGUCUGGGAUCUGCCCAGCGUUUUAAAUUGGGGCCAUAUCUAUAAGGAGUUUGGCUCUUCAACGCAGCCUGUUGUAUCGAGCUUGAAGCAACAUCUGGAAACGCAAAGCACAGGACUGCUUUGUUUCCCUGAGGUGUCAAUCACAAAUGGUUCGGCAUUACUAAAAUUUAGCCAGUUGUGGCCAUUUGAACUGGGCGCGCCUGUGCAAGCGGUCGCGAUAAAGGCAACUCGGACAUUGUUCCGGGAUCUUGCUCUGAGUACCCUUGAGAGUACCUGGUUAUCCGACAUGCUCUGGAUGCUAUUUUCGCCGUGGACAACUUUCCGUGUAUCGAGAUUGCCCGCGGUUAGACGCGGAAAAGAUGACACAGCCGAAGAGUUUGCGGCCCGCGUGGCCGAGAUGCUAGCCGCGCAAUUGGGUGUCAAGACGACACCGCACACCUACAAGGACAAGUUGGACAUUGUAAAGCGACGUAGAAUUGAACGCGUUGCGCGGGAACGACGCGCGGAAGAAGCUCAAGCAUUGGCCAAUCCGGAGUUGAUGCGUAUGGCCGGGCAGGUGAAAGAGGUUCUCCCGGAUGUACCGCUUGCAGUGAUCGCUCGGGACCUUCAAGAGACUCGUAGUGUAGAUAGCACCAUUAGUCGGCUUGUUGAUGGAAUUGUCCACUAUGUGCCUGAAAAAGUGAGGGUACUUUCUCCACAGCCACGCCAGAGCACGUCCACGAAGAAAGAUUCACCUGUCAAUGAACUGGUAAAAAAUGCGGAAAACGCGAAAGUUAUGUUUAAUACGUCUGCGAGUAAUUUUGGGUCGACCGCUGAGGAACGGUUUGCGUCCUACCAGGAGCGAAAGGCCCGUCUGAUCGAGAAUGCACGACUUAAGUACAUCCAGAAACAUAAACUGAAAUUGUAAUAAUAGCGAUCAAUGACAUCAGCAAAAGGCCAAGUUGAAAAUAAAAAAAAAA